AAAAGCCAGCAUUCAGCUGUCCCAACCCCCCAACACGUCUAAGAAAUCCAAUACUCUUCUCUCUCUCUCUCUCUCUCCUUCCUCCCUCCCUCCCUCCCUCCCUUCGUCGUAGUUUCCUCGAGAUCAGAGUCCUGAAAUCGAUACUUUUUGGUCAAUCAACCAAUCGAUCUCUGGCUUCUUAAGUUCUUCUGAAUUCAAAAUUUUUGAGAAGAUCGGGAGUUUCAUAGUAUCGGAUUAACAAUGUUUACUCGGAUUUUUGGCAAACCUAAGCAAGAGGCCAAUGCUCUUGCAACGUUAGAUAAGUUAAACGAGACACUUGAAAUGCUGGAGAAGAAGGAGAACGUACUUCAAAAGAAGGCUUCUGCAGAGAUUGAAAAGGCCAAGGAGUUUACAAGGGCGAAGAAUAAGAAGGCGGCUAUACAAUGUUUGAAGAGGAAGAGGCUUUAUGAACAGCAAAUUGAGAAUCUUGGUAAUUUCCAAUUGCGCAUCCAUGAUCAGAUGAUAAUGUUAGAAGGUGCAAAAGCUACAACAGAAACAGUCGAGGCACUGAGAACUGGCUCAGCUGCAAUGAAGGCGAUGCAGAAAGCAACGAAUAUUGAUGAUGUCGACAAGACAAUGGAUGAAAUAAGUGAACAAACUGAGAACAUGAGACAGAUACAAGAAGCAUUGGCCACUCCCAUUGGUUCCGCUGCUGAUUUUGAUGAGGAUGAAUUGGAGGCAGAGCUUGAAGAAUUGGAAGGUGCUGAGUUGGAAGAAGAGCUCCUUCAGCCUGCAACGACCACUCCUGUGGCUCCAGUGCAGGUCCCAGCAGGCAGGCAACCAGCACACCCAGCUCCUCAGAGGCGUACAGCCGAGGAAGAUGAACUUGCUGCAUUACAGGCAGAAAUGGCACUUUGAGCAGGUCCUUUUUUCUUUCUUUAAUUGGUAUUCAACAUUCUGUCAGCAUUGCCUCUAUGCUAUAUUGGAUUUAUGAGUGCAGAAAUUGAUUAGUUUGGUCUUUGGAAUCAUCAUCAAGAAUUAUUGGUUCCAAUUUUGUAAAUAAUUUGACUUCGUUUUUCUCAAGUUAUUAGAAGGAAUGAAAUCUCUUGUGUGAAGUUGGGACUCUUGCUGCAUUGAUACUUCCCUUUGUUUUGAAGUAAAAUGGUUAAUGUGAAAACCUUUUUUCCUUGUAGAAAUGAUUUUCCUUCUAAAUUCCUGGGUUGAUGUUUGGAAAAUAAUUUCCUUCACUG
This is a messenger RNA of Ilex paraguariensis (yerba mate), 1229 nucleotides long. Lineage: Eukaryota; Viridiplantae; Streptophyta; Magnoliopsida; Aquifoliales; Aquifoliaceae. The record is from the annotation of a GenBank genome assembly.